Aptenodytes forsteri (emperor penguin) is the source of this 1032-nucleotide messenger RNA. RefSeq names its product coiled-coil domain containing 167 (gene CCDC167). Lineage: Eukaryota; Metazoa; Chordata; Aves; Sphenisciformes; Spheniscidae. Bases 1 to 300 code for a protein of 99 amino acids. The transcript is spliced from 3 exons. The record is from RefSeq and is a predicted model, not a curated record.
AUGUUAGCUGGGAGAGGAAAUGACAGUGACUGGUGUGGUGUUUUUCAGAUUGAUGGACUGGAGGAGAAGCUGGCACGCUGCAGACAGAGCAUGGAGGAGAUGGAUCUUAAACUGUGCAGGGAGAAGCUCAGCCCUGAAGGAAGAAAGUCACUGGAGAGAGAGAGAAACUUACUAAUGACCAAAGCUGACAACUAUGAGAAAGAACUGAGUGUGCUUCGUAAGGAAAAUCGCAAGAAUGCUGCCCUUGCUGUGGCCAUGGGGUUGCUGAUUGCUCUUAUUUACGCCUGCUGGACAAUGUGAUUGUACUCAAGAAUUCUCCCUGCUGACCAAAUGACUCUCCUGCAAGGAGCCCUUCCUCCACUCACCACUGUGCCUCCCCCAAGGGUGAGGAUCAGCAUUUCAAAUUGCUGUUCUCGUUUAUCCUCUCCAAGCAUCAUUGUAGGGAAGCUUUUUCUCUGAGAAUUGAGGGGGACAGGAGACAAACCACAAAUCACAGCACACUUGCACUUAGAAAUCAGGUCAAACAGAGCUCAAGCUGGUGCUGUCUUACACAGUGAAGACCAUCCAGCCUGAUGCAGGAAGGCAAUUCUCCCUUUUGAAGAGGACCUCUGUGGUUGCAGACGUUCCUGUGACGCAGACAUUCCUGUGACUCAGCCAUAAGCUGAAGGGACACCAAGAAGCUCUUUGAAUCAAAGGGUAACGUGGGUAUUGUGACCUAAAGAUUCCACAUGUUCCCAGAGCUGAGCUAAACAAAGAUGUUUCCUCCUCCGCACUGACUUACAGGACCAAAGGAAUCCUACCUCCACAAAAACAGAUGGGAAGUAGGCAUCUCUUUUUCUGCAAGCAGGUAGCAUCCAACUUGAGAUCUGGAUGCUUGGGCUUUGAGAAGAUCUACCUACCUCUCCAGUGCAUCAGAGCUUGGUAGCCAUUUUGUGCCUCCAAGAAUCAACACUUGCAGAAGAGAAUUUACUAUCAACUCCCAGGGAUGGAAGUACCUCUGCAGGGCUUUAAAUAAAAUAGUUUGACCUAUUA